This is a messenger RNA of Brassica oleracea var. oleracea, 2882 nucleotides long. RefSeq names its product triacylglycerol lipase SDP1. The record is from RefSeq and is a predicted model, not a curated record. Gene Ontology annotation, biological process: lipid metabolic process. Lineage: Eukaryota; Viridiplantae; Streptophyta; Magnoliopsida; Brassicales; Brassicaceae. The coding region runs from base 275 to 2740 and encodes 821 amino acids. Gene Ontology annotation, molecular function: triacylglycerol lipase activity. The transcript has 4 exons.
AAAGAAAAAAAAGAAGCCGUCGUGAUCGGCCGAGUCCUGCGUCCGCGUCACCCAUUAUCAUCGCCCUCUCUUAUCUCGUCGCGAUUCCCAAUGCAAUCUUCUUCCCUUUUUAUUAUUUUUAAAUUCCACCAUUUAUUAUGAUUUAUUCACGUCUCUCUCUCCCAAGUAAAAAGUUCUCUGCUUCACGUUUCUUCUUUGCUUCUCUGUUUCGUUCUCUGACCUAAACCAAGUCCCUCGCUCAGUUAAACACACACACACACCCACAUCAUCUCCAAUGGAUAUAAGCAACGAGGCCAAUGUCGAUCCCUUCUCAAUCGGACCAACCUCCAUCCUCGGCCGAACCAUCGCCUUCAGAGUCCUCUUCUGCAAAUCAACGCUCCAGCUCCGCCGCGACCUCUUCCGCUUCCUCCUCCACUGGUUCCUCACACUCAAGCUCGCCGUCUCCCCCUUCGUCUCCUGGUUCCACCCCCGGAACCCCCAGGGGAUCCUAGCCGUCGUCACGAUCAUCGCCUUCGUCCUAAAACGCUACACGAACGUCAAGGCCAAGGCCGAGAUGGCGUACCGUAGAAAGUUCUGGAGGAACAUGAUGCGCGCGGCGUUGACUUACGAGGAAUGGGCUCACGCCGCUAAGAUGUUGGACAAGGAGACUCCGAAGAUGAAUGAAUCCGAUCUUUACGAUGAAGAGUUGGUUAAGAACAAGCUAAUGGAGCUUCGUCAUCGACGCCAAGAAGGCUCUCUGAGAGACAUUAUGUUCUGUAUGAGAGCUGAUCUGGUAAGGAACCUCGGGAACAUGUGUAACUCUGAGCUACACAAAGGGAGACUCCAGGUUCCAAGACAUAUCAAAGAGUAUAUAGACGAAGUCUCUACUCAGCUGAGAAUGGUAUGCAACAACUCUGAGUCCUUAGAAGACCUUUCUUUAGAUGAGAAGCUUUCUUUUAUGCACGAGACGCGUCACGCCUUUGGUAGAACGGCUUUGCUACUCAGCGGGGGAGCUUCUCUAGGCGCGUUUCAUGUAGGCGUUGUCAGGACUUUAGUCGAGCACAAGCUUUUGCCUCGGAUCAUCGCCGGCUCUAGCGUCGGCUCAAUCAUCUGCUCGGUCGUAGCGUCAAGAUCCUGGCCCGAGCUGCAGAGCUUCUUCGAGAACUCGUUACAUUCUCUCCAGUUCUUUGACCAGCUAGGAAGCGUUUUCACGAUCGUGAAACGCGUCAUGACGCAGGGAGCGUUGCACGACAUCAGGCAGCUGCAGUGCAUGCUUAGGAACCUCACGUGCAACCUCACGUUCCAAGAGGCUUAUGAUUUGACAGGGAGGAUACUCGGGAUAACGGUUUGCUCACCGAGGAAGCACGAGCCGCCUCGGUGUUUAAACUAUCUCACUUCUCCUCACGUUGUUAUAUGGAGCGCGGUGACUGCUUCUUGCGCAUUCCCUGGUUUGUUCGAAGCUCAGGAGCUUAUGGCUAAGGAUAGGAGUGGGGAGAUAGUGCCGUAUCAUCCGCCUUUUAAUUUAGAACCGGAGGAAGGUGGUGAUAAAGCGUCUACGCGGAGGUGGAGAGAUGGGAGUUUGGAGGUUGAUUUGCCGAUGAUGCAGCUUAAGGAGCUGUUUAAUGUUAAUCAUUUUAUUGUGAGCCAGGCUAAUCCUCACAUUGCUCCGUUGCUGCGUUUGAAGGAUAUAGUUAGAGCUUAUGGUGGUAGAUUCGCAGCUAAGCUAGCGCAUCUAGUGGAGAUGGAGGUGAAACAUAGAUGCAACCAGGUACUAGAGCUUGGCUUUCCACUCGGUGGACUCGCUAAGCUUUUUGCUCAGGAGUGGGAAGGUGAUGUAACAGUUGUAAUGCCUGCUACUCUUGCUCAGUACUCAAAGAUCAUACAGAACCCUACACACGUGGAGCUACAAAAAGCAGCUAACCAAGGAAGGAGAUGCACAUGGGAGAAGCUCUCAGCCAUCAAAGCGAACUGCGGGAUCGAGCUCGCGCUUGACGAGUGCGUAGCCAUUCUCAACCACAUGCGGAGGCUCAAGAGAAGCGCCGAGAGAGCCUCCUCAGCUUCCUCGUCUCAUCACGGAUUAGCUUCAACGACAAGAUUCAAUGCUUCUAGAAGAAUCCCGUCUUGGAACGUCAUCGCUAGAGAGAACUCAACCGGCUCACUGGACGACCUCGUCGCUGACGGUAAUACUAAUAAUCUCCACGCGGGGAGGAACUUAAGCGACAGCGAAACUGAGAGCGUGGAGAUGAGUUCUUGGACGAGGACUGGUGGGCCUUUGAUGAGAACAGCUUCUGCUAAUAGGUUCACUGACUUUGUCCAUGGUCUUGACGUGGACAUUGCGUUGACAAGAGGGUUUACUAGCAGCCCUAACUCUCCGGCGGUUCCUGGCCCGGUUAGUCCGAGUUUUAGUCCAAGAUCGAGAUCCUUGGCGGCUCAAUCCGAGAGCGAAUCUGACAAGAGGGAAAGUAGCAACAGUUCGAGUAUAACAGUUAGUGAAGGUGAUCUUCUGCAGCCUGAGAGAACGAGUAACGGUUUCGUGUUGAACGUUGUUAGAAGAGAGAACUUGGGAAUGGCUACGGGGAACCAGAGUGCUGAGAUGCCGGAGAGUGUGCAGAUAGAUAUACCGGAGAGGGAGAUGGAUAAUAGCUCUGUCUCAGAACAUGAAGAUUAUGAUAAUGAUGAUGAAGAAGAACAUAAGGGCUCGGUUCCGGUUAACGAUUCCGGUUUACAAGAACCGAUGUCUGCUAGUGUAAUAGAUGCUUAGGACUGAUUUGAUCCGAGUGAAGAGAUUGGAGAGUUUCCUCCAAAGUGUUUUAAUGCUUUGUAAAUAGUAUAAGCCAUUUGGUUUGUGUUGUAUAUGUUUGCAUGAUUAUUGUUUUGAAAUUUCACUUAAUUCAUUUGCGGAA